AUGGUACUGUUUUCGCGCAAGCCGGAGGAUGGAGAACUGGAAGAAGGGGAGCUGGAGGACGAUGGAGGGGAGGAGGCGCAGGAUCCCUCCGAAUCUCACGAAAGAGGUCGGAAGGAGAAAGGGGAGAAGCAUCACAGCGAUUCCGAUGAUGAGAAAACCCAUCGACGCAUGAAGCGCAAGCGGCGGAAAGAGAGAGAGAAAGAGAAAAGGAGAUCCAAGAAGAAAAGGAAAUCCAAACACAAGCGCCACGCUUCUUCCAGCGAUGACUUCUCUGAUUACAGCGAUGAUUCGGACUUCAGUCCUGGUGAAAAGGGACACCGAAAAUACCGGGAAUACAGCCCGCCUUACUCUUCCUCCCACCAGCAGUACCCGUCCUCUCACGGCGCUCCCAUGCCAAAGAAGAGCUACUCUAAAAUGGAGAGCAAGAAUUACGGCAUGUACGAGGACUACGAGAACGAGGAGUACGGUCAGUACGAGGGGGAAGAGGACGAAGAUAUGGGGAAGGAAGAUUAUGAUGACUUUGCGAAAGAGCUGAACCAAUACCGCCGAGCGAAGGAAGGCUCUCACCGGGGGCGAGGUGGCCGUGGCCGAGGCCGAGGGUACCGAGGGCGAGGUGGCAGAGGGGGAAUGAGAGGAGGUCGUGGCAUGGGCCGAGGGAACCGAGGGCGAGGCAGAGGCGACCACCCCGAGGAAGAGGAGGAAAUGUAUGACGAAGAGAUGGAGUACUGCGAUAACGAGGAGCCCAUCGGCGAUGACGACUACGACGACUACUCGAAAGAGCUCAAUCAGUACCGCAGGAGUAAGGAGAAUCGUGGCCGGGGUUUAAAUCGAGGACGCGGUCGCGGCCCCAGAGGGAGAGGCAAUAAAGGAAUGGGCAGAGGACGAGGCAGAGGUGGAAACAGAAGUGGAAUGGGGAAAGGCGGCGGAAUGAACGACGACGACGAUUACUAUGAUGAGGACAUGGGAGAUGGAGGAGGCGGUGGGAAUUACCGACGGAACGACCACGACAAACCCCACCAGCAGUCGGAUAAGAAAGGCAAAGUGAUCUGCAAAUACUUUGUGGAAGGCCGGUGCACCUGGGGCGACCACUGCAAUUUCAGUCAUGACAUUGAACUACCAAAGAAACGGGAACUGUGCAAGUUCUACAUCACCGGCUACUGCGCCAGGGCUGAAAACUGCCCUUACAUGCAUGGGGACUUCCCUUGUAAGCUGUUCCACACCACGGGCAACUGUAUCAACGGGGAUGACUGCAUGUUUUCGCACGAUCCGCUCACGGAGGAGACACGGGAGCUUCUGGACAAGAUGCUGGCGGAUGACGCGGAAGCGGGCGCGGAGGAUGAGAAAGAAGUCGAAGAGCUAAAGAAACAAGGCAUCAAUCCUCUCCCCAAACCCCCUCCUGGGGUGGGCUUGCUGCCCACACCCCCUCGUCCUCCCGGACCUCCGGCUCCAACCUCUCCGAACGGGAGACCCAUCCCUGGAGGUCCUCCUCCUCCUCCUCCGCCGCCGCUUCCACCUCCGGGGCCGCAGAUGCCGCCACCGAUGCACGAACCUCUGUCGCCGCAACAGCUGCAGCAACAGCAGGACAUGUACAAGAAGAUCCCUUCCUUGUUUGAGAUCGUCGUGCGGCCCACGGGGCAGCUGGCGGAGAAACUGGGCGUGAGGCACCCAGGUCCGCCACCCCCCAGGUUCCCUGGACCGGGAGGACCCCCGGGACCGAUGCCUGGACCCAUGCACCCCGAUAUGCACCCCGAUAUGCACCCGGACAUGCACCCAGACAUGCACCCAGACAUGCACCCCGAUAUGCAUCCAGAUAUGCACCCUGACAUGCACCCGGAUAUGCCGAUGGGUCCGGGAAUGAAUCCCGGUCCUCCGAUGGGUCCCGGACCCCCUAUGAUGCCCUACGGACCGGAUGAUUCCCCUCAUUCCGGCAUGAUGCCCCCCGGCCCACCUCCGCAAGGUUUCUACGAUAAUUUUUACCAGCAACAAGAAGGUCUGGACAUGGAUCACGGCAUGAUGGGAGAUCCAGAAGACUACGGCGGUUACGAGGAUAUGGAAGGACCUCCGGGAGAGCACAUGUUUCCCGAUCCGUCCUUGGAUCACGACGCUUUGUGCGAAGGAGGUCCUCCUGGCUUACCGAAACCACCGGGCAGCAUUCCCGAUUUCAUGCCAUCGGCGCAAAGAGCCCUUUACUUGAGAAUCCAACAGAAACAGCAAGAGGAAGAGGAGAGAGCUCGGCGAUUAGCCGAGAGCAAUAAGCAGGAACGCGAAAACGAGGAAGGCGACACCGGUAACUGGUAUUCCAGCGACGAAGACGACGGUGGAAGUAGCGUCACCUCCAUAUUGAAAACCUUAAGGCAACAAAGCUCCGGCAGACCCCACGGCGAACUGGGGCCGCCCUCCGGCGUGAGCGACCCUCGUUUGCAAAAACCCCAAGCGGGAGGGAGCGGUCGGCCCGCCGAUCCCCGGUUACGGGAUCCCAGGCUUUCCCGGAAUCCCGAUCUUUCUCUCCAAUCUCUCACCGCCGAUUAGGGACCCACCGAUCCCCGCUUGGCGCGACACAUUCCCUCCUCCGUCCCCAAACCAGAAACUCCUCAUUCCGGCGGCGGUCAGAAACCCCCUCUGCUCCCCGAGGAGGAGGACGGGGAAAGGGCUUUACGCGAUAAACCCGUCAACAUCCCUUUGGAUGCUCUCCCGGGUCAUUCCCUCCGGGAUCCUCGUUCUCAACUGCAGCAGUUCAGUCACAUCAAAAAAGACGUCGUCCUCAACAAACCCAACUUCGCCCGGAUGAUCCUCUGGAGCCCGGAGGAUUUAAUUCCGCUCCCGAUCCCUAAACAAGAGUUUAUUCCCGUCCCGGCUGCCCUUCAAUCCAUGCCGACCCUCGAUCCUCGUCUUAACAGGAUAUUAAAGACUGUCAACGCCGCCGGCGGCCCCACCGCCGCCGCUCCCAGCGACAAACCCAGCGACCCCCGCAAACGGAAAGCCCCCGCCGAUCCCAGGUUACAAAAAUCCGCCGAAACGGGGGUUUCGAAAAUUCCUAAAUUGACGGAACCGGCUAAUUCCGGCGACGAUGCCGCUCCGGCUAUCGCUCCCUACGAUCCUCGGCUGCUGACGGCCGGCGGGUUGAGCAAAAGCAGCGGGCAGAGCAGCAGCGUGCUGAGCGCCAUCAGUUUGUACGACCCCAGGACUCCCAAUUCAUCCGGCAAAACCUCCGAGUCACCGAACGACGGCAACUCGUCCGCCAAAUCCUCCGAAUCCGGCAAAACCCCCGGUAAAAAAGAACCUCUUUUCGUUCGCCGCUCGGCUUUGGAUCAACCCGAAGCGGAAAAAACCAACGUGGAAUCCGCUACGGACAGGUACAACAGUUAUAACCGUCCGCGACCUAAAACAGCUUCCCAAAUUCAAGAAACGCUUCCCCAACCCGGAAUUCAUAAUCUUCCCGUUCCUUCCGUUUACGGCAUGGUGAAACCCGCCGCCAAAUCGGGUUCGGCGAGUCCUUUCGCCGGGAAUAGCCCGGCGCGGGACGGCGGCGAGCAACAAGACGCCGCUUCCCUUAAAGACGUCUUUAAGGGUUUCGAUCCUACGGCUUCCCCUUUCUGGAAGGUGCAGAGUUAG
This is a messenger RNA of Charadrius vociferus (killdeer), 3612 nucleotides long. It is a transcript of the gene ZC3H4, whose product is annotated as zinc finger CCCH-type containing 4. The transcript has 16 exons. The record is from RefSeq and is a predicted model, not a curated record. Gene Ontology annotation, cellular component: nucleus. Gene Ontology annotation, biological process: negative regulation of DNA-templated transcription. NCBI's taxonomy places the organism in Eukaryota, Metazoa, Chordata, Aves, Charadriiformes, Charadriidae. Gene Ontology annotation, molecular function: RNA binding; metal ion binding.